CUGGUAAGUCUCGCUUCGCUUCUUCAAUCUCAGCCUCUCUGAGUUUCAUGCCCUCUCCCUGCUUCCUUCUCACAUUGAAUUUACUAGAUCCAAGGUCCCUGUUAAAAGCAUUUAUAAGUUGUAGGGGAAAUGACCCCCCAUUUACUUUUCAGUUGAAACGCACAAGAGAUGUUGGAUAUGAUCCUUCCAAAAUGCUACACAGGUCACCUCAAGUGUUUUCAUUGCCGUUAAUGCACUUAAAGCCCAGUGGUAAGUGACCAUUGUCUUCUGGGAUUCAUCCUUCAAACAUCCACACUUAUCGUUAUCUGAGAAUGUUUACGCUGCAGUCUUUUUCUGGGUUUGAUGGCAACAAUGGUUUUGAUGUUAAAAUCACAGGUGUUGAGUUGAGUACACAUCGCAAAGACACCUCAACGCCGUUUGCGUUUGAAGAGCUUAACUCAAGUAGUCCACUGGGGGCAUCAGCUCAGCUCUCCGGUGUCUCUGGGAAGCUCUUGACAGGCCCACCGUAUGCUUCACCCUGUCCUGCCCUGUUCCCAUCACCUACCACAGUGUCGGCUGGAAAUUCUUUGGCGGUGCUGCCUCUACAGAAUCACGGUGAUCACAUGCUGUGUGGCAUGGAGGAUGACAGCGACGCCACCGCCGAGACGGCCGUCUGUCUGAGUGACGAGUCUGAGGAUGAAGGUAACCCUGUCGAGGAGGGAGAUGAUGAAGGGGACGACGAGGACGACGAGAAAGCAGAGCACCAGAGUUCGGGCCUGUGGGCGCCGCCCAAGGAGGUUGUUUCCACAGACUAUUUAUUCUAACGACGGCCUAAGUGCCCGCCGCGGUUGGCGAACUGCACGCCCUCUGUCCAGACUGUGCCAUAUUCGGCACCAUUAGCGAGGGGAAACCUCACGCGUGUGAGCCCAAGGCUAGGCCGUACUGCUGCAUCGACUGCGGCCGGCGCUACAAGACCGUGCCGGCUAUAGAAAGGCGCCGGCGCGUCUACCAGAGGGACCCCGUCUACCCCUGGAAGUACUGCCUCAAGCCGUGCUGGACCAGAUCCAAAUGACAAAAUAUAGUGUGAUCCGGAGUGUGCCAUUUGAGGAGUUGUCAUCUGUCACUCCACUCCCCCUUGAUUUAUGAUUUUCAUUUAUGAUUUCUCAGGACACCUGAGGGCUAUUCCAGAAAGCUGGAUUAAAAAGCUCAAGGAGGGCCGGUUCUAGGCAUAAGCAACAUACACGGUGGCUUAGAACCUGGACCACUGGUGAAGCCCAGACUGUUAGGGGAGUUGCUUAUACCUUCCAAAAGGCUUGAGUCGCCACUGAGCACGCUAGUUUUCGACUCCAAAAACAUAGCAUAUAGCCUGAUCAGGAACCAUAGAAACGAAUUAUCUUGAACCCAAACUACUAGGUAAAAUGUUUCUUAUCCAGUCCAAGUGAAUGAAACACGGAGCUUAUCCACCAAUCAAAUUUUAUUCCAUCACUAUGGCCUGUCGUCCCAGAAAAUCUCAUUGACAAAAGAGCCUGUAUUAUGCGCCGCGAUUUACAAAUUAUUUGACUCCUUUAGAUUUUAUUUUCCACAGAUAGACAUUUAUCUGGCAAACUCGACCUGUCCAAUGUAACCCAUAUAAACUGUGCUUUUCAUGACAACACCUAUAGCAUAAUCCCAAGGGAACAAAACGAUCCUGGAAGCAGAUAAAAACGAAAUAUAUGGACGCUAUUUUUAGAGAAAGGUUUGUUCAAACCAGGGGCGUCAGUUUGUGUUGAAAAGUGGUGGGGACAAAAGAUCAGAUGAAAAAAACAGCAGGACGGGAAAAAUAUUGAAUAACGGCGCCGCGCAUCAAAAUAGGGCAUAGCGUAGGCCAGUCAAAAACACGAAAAUACUCAGCAUAAAAAAUGACCGUUAUGGUCGCAUAUAUGGGAUUUUUACUUCUGUGCCCGAGAGUACGGUCCCACAUUGUAUUAUGAAUGACGUCGCUUAACUGCCAGAUUCAAACAGUGCUUUCGCACGUGGGCUGGCCAGAGUCGGACGCGCUCAGCGCUGUCAUAUAUCACAGCUAUGCAGUGUUUUCAACCUCAUAAUGUUUAUUUUAGGUUUCAGACAUUUCAAUACACAUAAGCACGAGUAAAAUAAUACAUUUGGAGUUUGUCAAAUACACACUGAUGGCUGUGGAAGCAGCAAUUACAAUCUAUUCAAAUAUAAUUUGCCGAAGUGUUAUUCAUAUCAGACAAACAUAGGUGGAAGUAACUAUUAAGUUUACUCUGUUCUUCUCACAGUUCACCGGCCACUUUCUUGUAUGUAUUUCGGGAGAAACUGAUGAAUUACGUGCUCUAAAUCCGACUGACAGGACAACAUUGCGGCACCCAUCUCACGUUAUAGAUCAAGAUUAUUUAUGAAGGUUUUUAAAAGACCAA
This is a messenger RNA of Esox lucius (northern pike), 2396 nucleotides long. RefSeq lists its product as uncharacterized. Lineage: Eukaryota; Metazoa; Chordata; Actinopteri; Esociformes; Esocidae. The record is from RefSeq and is a predicted model, not a curated record. Bases 312 to 803 code for a protein of 163 amino acids. The transcript has 2 exons.